Molecule: messenger RNA, 3078 nt
Organism: Verruconis gallopava
Lineage: Eukaryota; Fungi; Ascomycota; Dothideomycetes; Venturiales; Sympoventuriaceae
Exons: 3
Coding region: 399-2627 (742 amino acids)
Biological process (GO): nuclear-transcribed mRNA catabolic process, nonsense-mediated decay
Cellular component (GO): telomerase holoenzyme complex
Molecular function (GO): protein binding; telomeric repeat DNA binding; telomerase RNA binding
Source: RefSeq, a predicted model, not a curated record
CCGAGAUUUGCUUACAACUUUGGCAUACCAUUCGAUGCGCUCCAGCGCUACAGCCACCGGGUUGCCUGCUUGGAGUGCGAAUCAGGUGCGUUGCUACCUAAUGGCGGGACGGUGCGCGGAAAGCGUUGAGGCCGCAGUUCUCCCUGUUAUUUAUUUGGGCAGUUUUUUCUCUCAUUGUGCUUUCUCUGCUUUCCUAGACAUAUCCUCAAGGCCAGUCAUUCCUCUCUAGAUUCCAAGCAGACUCAACACACAACCAAUUCCAGCUACCUCGCGAAUUCAGCAACCAGACAGCUCUGGCAAACCUCCCACCCCUGCGGUUCAUAACACAAAGCACUCUUAAGUGGAAAUUAAGGAGCUUAUCAGUAUUUCUAUUUAGCUUGGCUAUCUAUAGCUAGGUCAUGGAUUUAAUAUCAAGAUAUACCAGUGUCCUACAAUCAACCCACAAUGACGAGGGACCGCGGAAAGAAGCAAAGUCUAACUUUGAUGUCAAUACUAGGAGAGCGAAUGUCGAGUCUGAGAGCAGAACGGCGCGAUCUGUGGUGGACUUUGGGAAUGGGGACAAGGGCAAGUCAGAAGCGCUUGAGCGUCUGUCCUUAGAUUCCAGCCCAAGGCCGAAGGAACUUAAGAAACCUAAGAAACCUAAGAAGCGACCACAACAACAGCAUCAAGGCGAAGGGCUAUCCUGGAGAAGAGAUCGAUCCAUCGGCUCGGAAAGUCAAAAUCCGAACGAGUGGGCUAGCCAAGUCGGCCAUGCCCCAACAUUUACUUCUAACUGGCGCCCCAAUGGCGAACCAACGAGAGAACUUGUCAACCCCUUAGCUGACUCAAAUCCAAAGGCGCCCCCGGCUCAGACAAAGUUGUCUUUAAGAACCGCCCAGCCCAGUGGAAGUGAGCAACAAACACUACCAGUUGUUGCAAGCUCGGCUCAGCCUGCUCAAGGCAAUCAAGAGCGAGGCAUGAGCGACGCCCGUUGGCCUGAGAUGAUGCCGCAGCCAGAGAGCAGACGAAUCUCCCAAGAGCAGUUGGCUGCGGAAGUUAAGUGGAUAUAUACUGGGCUCACUAUGAUUGAGUCCAAGUGUAUCCACGUGGAUAGAGCACAAGUUGUCGCUAUGCAUGACGGCCAAUAUAUUAUCCGCAAUAACCACUGGCAGGCUCUCAUUGCCCUUCAUCGUACUUUGCUCCACGAACACCAUGACUUCUUCUUGGCUUCCCAACAUCCCUCAGCCUCGUGGGCAAUACGCAGACUCGCUUCGAAGUAUUCUAUGCCAGCUCGUAUGUGGAAAUAUGGCAUCCAUUCCUUUCUUGAACUCCUCAGGUAUCAACUGCCUGAUUCGCUGGAGUUCAUGAUUAACUUCAUCUAUACGGCAUACCAGAUGAUAAGUCUUUUAUAUGAGACAGUGCCGGCAUUCAAGAAUACGUGGAUUGAAUGCCUUGGCGACUUGGGCCGCUAUCGUAUGGCUAUUGAUAAUGGAAAUGUAAGAGACCAUGAAAAUUGGGCUAAUGUGUCGCGCUUCUGGUACACAAAGGCGGCAGACAGAUCUCCUGAGGUUGGUCGUCUGUACCAUCAUCUGGCGAUUCUUGCUCGACCAAACGCACUGCAGCAACUGUUCCUCUACUCGCGGUCACUGAUCUCUGUGCAAAUUUUCAACCCCGCAAGGGAGACUAUCCUAACACUGUUCAAGCCCAUACUUGGACGGUCAGAUGCAGCGUCGAGUCAUACAUCCCAAUUAGACACUAGUUUCAUUAAAGCUAGCGCCAUCCUCUUCACUAAGGAGCAUCUGGACGACUUUAAACACUUUCAUGACGGCUUUAUCGAGCUUCUUGAUCAGCAUAUCGGCCGCGUGACGGCUGAGUGGCGAGUGCAAGGAGUUUGGGUCAUCGUAUCCCUCCUUGGCGCCCUCUUCGACUACGGAAAUGAUUCUCCGUUACGGCGCGUCUUUGAACUUGGAUUUCACCAACUUGCACAGCAAGCUCGUGAUAAGUCGCAAGCGGAUCAGUCAGCUUCUUUUGAUCCACAACAUGCUCAAUCUGAUGGAGAUACUGUCAUGGAAAACCUUAAUGUGCCGACGACUGUCGAUUCGGAAUCAAAAAUUGCUUUCGAACAUGCGCUCAAGUUCUAUACUUCUGUCGUAACCUCGGUGCUGCGACGACUGGGCGAUGAGAACGUGCUCCCGUUUGUGCACAUUCUCCUCGCAUUCUUGCUCUCUCUCAUCCAACUGAAGUCUCUCGACUCCCGAAUCAAGUCAUCGUAUAUCGUUAAGACCAUACUUGCUAGGGUUCCUCUGGGAGAGCUCUGCUCAUUCCUCAAUAUAUUAGCCCGCUCUGAUUCCGCAGAUGCCCGGUAUGAAACUAAGACUUUUAUUCGAGGGGAAGAUUCGAUACCGCUACCAGAAGAUCAUCUCAUCCGGGGACAGGUUUGGGCGCAAAACUACUUCCCCGCAGAUUUAUUCAAGAGCAGCGAAUUGGACGAUGAGGAAAGAAAUAUUGAGCAUGCAUCUACAGUAAGAAUGCGCGCCGAACGCGUACUGAACCUAGGUUUUAGACUGGCACAGGAGCAUGACUUUGGAAUCAAAUAUGAUAUCAGAAUAAAGACAUUUAAUCUGAUCAAUCACCCAAAUUGUGGCUAAGACAGCUGCAGCGCUUGGACACAAGACCUCAGAUUCAGAUUGCCCUUGCCAGCCCAUAAUUCGCACUUCCAGGAAUGCAUCCCAUUGGGAAAUUAAAUUGGGGGUAUAGGUCAUGGCCUCUGAAACAUAUUCAGAGAAUAUAUAUAUUAUGCAGACAUGUUCGCACUAUGAUUAAGACAGCGGCAGGUGAGAAACGGAUCAGAGAUACUCUUUUUUUGCAUGGCCAAAUUAUGGACUUGAGAAAGGAUAUCUAUCCUCGACUUUUAUGGCGUUUGAACAGGGCAUAUCAGUCGACUCUUGGUUGCCUCCAAUUUCGAAGUAUGCAACACCUGGCGCAGCGAGCCAUAAUUAAACUCCGAUGGUCUCGCAAACGCCUGUUCCCCAGAUAUAUUGACUUUUGUUGCUUUAUUUAUAUUAUAAUUACAGCUAUUCUCCUUCCCAGGUACUAAUU